This is a messenger RNA of Mauremys mutica (yellowpond turtle), 5837 nucleotides long. RefSeq names its product cadherin-related family member 4-like. The transcript has 7 exons. The coding region runs from base 3490 to 4362 and encodes 290 amino acids. The record is from RefSeq and is a predicted model, not a curated record. Lineage: Eukaryota; Metazoa; Chordata; Testudines; Geoemydidae. Gene Ontology annotation, molecular function: calcium ion binding. Gene Ontology annotation, cellular component: membrane.
UACAGGAACACAGCGUAGAACAGAGCUUGCUAGCACAGAAAUCAGUGACUUUCAGCCAAAUCCAUUUGGAGGAGGGGAGCCUAGAGCCAGGGCUCUGACCCUCCCCAUGCGCCCCACGCCAGCCGAGACUGUUGCUUCUCCUCCAGCCUUUGUUUUGCUUCCUGGGCCAAGAGUCACCUGGUCUCAUCCCCAUGAAAAUCCCCAUAUUAUCACACCCCCCACCCAAUGCUUCCCCAGGCUUUUGUCUCCUGUGCUGGUGAGAGGCAGGGAAGUCCAUCUCCCUCUGGGGCAAUGCUUGCUAAGUGUCAAUGUCUGGGAAAUUGGAUCUGCCCUUGUAUUCUCAAAUUUAGCAUUGAUAUGGGACCUAAGACCCAGAUAGUCAGGCGACACCCAGAUCUAGGUCUCUCCAUCUCCCCUGAGAGCAAACUGCCCCUUUCCACCCAGUAGGUGGUAAUGCCACAUAGAGGGGAAACUGAGGCACAACCAGGACUCUAAAAACGAUACAGAAAAUUUCCACUUCAUCCCAACCAUCUCCUGGCCCCAAGCCUCUGGACUGAGGCCCUCCUGCUUUGCCCCAUGACCUCUGCCCGAGUGCAGCUGAGACAGAUGCCUGGGAGAGACUUGUCCCCUCUGCCGGGACUAAAGCAGCCAAGGAACCCCAGGAAGUGGUUUCAAACAGAGAUGGGUUCUUAGUCAGAUGCAGAGUACCUGGGCCAUCCUUCAGCCAGCACCGAGCCAGCAGGCUUCAGCAUUGCCCACGCUGGUCAUGCCAGGGCAGCCCACCAGCCUCGUCUUGGGCUCUGCUGCUCUGAUCCCUCCUUAGUCCCCAGAGAGAGCAACCAGCCUCUUCCAGAAGCCAGCUCUUUCUCCUCUCCUGGGCACAGCUCAGCCUGUUGUGCUUGUGGCAGGGCUACGGGCCAGUCUGGCUCUGGGGCCCCACAGGACCCUGCCUCACCCCAGCAGGGCGCUUGCUGCAGCUUAUGGGGAAGAAGCCAAAGAACCAAGCAUGAGCUGAACUGAUCCAAAGGCCUAGCCUGGGGGAAGCUCCUUCUGGGCUGAGGGGAGUGGGCAUGGUACUCCAAGCCCGCUAUGGACCUCCCCACACGUGCAGGUGGGCACUGGUGCAGCCUAGCUAGGGGAGCAAUGGGCCCCAUAAGAGGGCUGCUUGGGAUGGGCAGUCCCACAAAGGAGGCUUGCUUUGGGGCGAGGGCUGGGCAGAGCUUUCCUAGAGCUCUGGGAGUCAAGGAUCAGUAUGGGCCUGCCCCGCCCAAGCUUCCCCAUCAACCUGCCACCCAGCAGUCUCUGCAGGGAGCUGGGUGGGCCUGGAGCACAGGCAGGGGAGGAGAAGAAGGGCUCCUCACCCCAGGCUCAACCUGUGCUCAUGGGAGAAGAGUCGCUGUUGUGGGGAGACAGACCCCAGGGCUGGGCUGGGCUGGGGCAGGUCCCUGGGGUGGGUGGUGCAGACCUCGGGGCUGAGGAAAGCCCCUCGGGUGGGAGGUGCAGACCCCAGGGCUCGGCUGGACUGGGGGAGCCCCUGGGGCAGGGAGCACAGACCACUGAGCUUGGCUGGGUGUGGGGAGGCCCCCGGAGUGGGAGGUGCAGACCCCAGGGCUGUGCUGUGGGAUCCCCUGGGGCAGGAGACACAGACCCAAGGGCUCAGCUGGCCUGGAGCGGACUCCUGGGGUGAGAGGCGCAGACACCAGAGCUCGGCUGGGCUGGGGGAGGCCCCUGGGGGGGGCACAGACACCAGAGCUCAGCUGGGCUGGGGGAGGCUCAUGGGGCGGGAGGUGCAGACCCCAGGUUGAGGGCGGGUGCCCUGGCUGGGGCUGUCUCUGUGUGGGCGGGCGGUGUGUUCCUGAGCGCAGCUAGGGCCUGGGUGAAUGGGUGCUGCACUGGGCGCUGCCCAGCAUCCAUAGCAACAGCCUGGCAACCUGCUCUGGCUUCCCAAACAAGGGCAGGCAGAGCUGAGCUGAGCUGCAUCCAGUCUCUCAGAACUGCCUCUUGGGGAUGCAUGGGCACCAGUCCUUCCUGCUGCUCCUGGGCCUCUGUGCCACAGAGUCCCCGGGCGAUGCUCUGGAACUAUUCCAUACGAAGCCAGUCAGGACUCUGGGGGAGCCUUCUCUCUCUGAGCGUACUGUCUCCAGGACAAGAACCUCACACAGCUUCCACCUUCCUGGGUCUGACCUCAGAGCAUUCAGCAUCCUCUUCCACACCGUGCACUUCCCGCAGUGAGUCUGCCUGGGUGAGGCUCCUGGGGAAGCCAGAGAGCCCUGCACCCCACUCCACUGUCAGACGUGACUCUCAGCCAGCUGGUAAAACAGAAAGUUUAUUAGUCAACAGGAACACAGCAUAGAAGAGAACUUGUUAGCACAGAAAUCAGUGACUUUCAGCCAAGUCCAUCUUGUGGGAAGGGGAGCCCAGAGCCAGGGCUCUGGUCCUCCCCCUGUGCCCCAAGCCAUCAGAGACUGAUUUGCUUCCAGCUGCCUGGCCCCAGCUCUGCCCGUUGCUCCGCCUUUGUCUUGCUGCCCGGGCUAAGAGUCACCUGGUCGGAUCCCCAUCCUGGGUCUCAGGUUACGAAGGGCCAGCCAUAGCAUUAGUGCAAGCAGCUGGAAAAUCCCCUGCAAAAGUCAUACCCCCUUAUUCCCACCACCUAGACAUUGAUGCUAUACACAGGGAAACUGAGGCACGCACAGCAUUCAUGAAAAACAGUGAGACUCACAUAGGCUCACAUACUACAUAAUAAGGGAGAAUCCCCACUUCGUCACACCCUCUCCCUCCGCCACCUGGACUGUGCUCCCCCUACCCUCCACCCCCUCAGACAGUGCUUCCUGUCUCCCUCCGCCCUGCUAGACAGCUCUGCCCCCCUCCGCCCCGCCUAGACAGAGAUCUCCAUCCCUGCCUCUGGAUAGCACCUUCUCUGUCCCCCUUGGACAGUGCGCUCCCUCCCCCUUCCUUCCCUCUCGGUCUAGACAGUACUCCCCCUCCCCAUCGAUCCCCCUCGAACAGCACUCCCCCCUCUCCCUCCAUCCUCCUGGACAUGCUCCCUCUCCCCCUCUUUCCCCCUGGACAGCAGUCCCUCUCCCUCCCCCUCAGACCACACUCCCCAUCUCCCUCCACUCCCCUGGACAGAGCUCCCUCUCUUCCACCGCCUCCCUGGACAGUGCUCCCCCUCUCACUCUGAACCCCCCACAACCCCAGACAGCGCUAUCCCCUCUUCUCACUUGUCAUUAGCCGCACAGCCCACACAGGUGUGGGGUGGCGUGGCCCAGGCCCUGUCCGCGCAGGCACCCGUGGGUACAGGUGCAGCCACACACACCCAGCUGUCCCUGCUGCUCUGGGAGUUUCGUGGGUACCCGCUGUGGCGCGGGCUGGAUGGGCUCAUUCUGCACCUCUCUGUGCCAGUGCUGUCCGGCCUGCCCACCACAGUGAGCGUGAUGGAGAGUGCAGGACCGGGUACGAUCAUCGUGGAGUUCAACUUGACCUGCCAGAAUGAGAGCAGCGUCCCCACCCCUGCCCCUAUCCUGCAGAGCACCCCCCCCGACCUCCUUCUUUAACCAACCCACCGUCACCCGCCACACGAGCCCAACUGUCCACUACAGCGUGCAGAUCACGCUGAGCCCCAGUGCGGCGCUGGAUGCUCGGCAGGUCAAUCAGUACACACUGACCCUGGAGGCCACCUGCCCAGGGGAGACGCCUGCCAAUGGCCAGCUCUUCGUCCAGGUCCAUACGGUGGAUGGCCCCCCCCAGUGCAUGGCCAGGUUUGCUAGCCAAGUGGGGGAGCUGGUGCAAGUCCCAGAGGACGUGGCACCCCUGACGCCCAUCCACACCGUGGUCCUGCGGCGGCCGGCUAGCGGGCUGAGGUUCACCAUAGAAGACAAUGACACGCCCCUCACCAUCGACCACACCGGGCAGGUGCUGGCACCAGGAUCGGGCUUCAUCCCAGCCCAUGCCGGCCAGGCGUUCAGGCUGCAGAUCCUGGUGACUGACAGGAGCAGGAGAAACUGCAGUGGGGCCGUGACAGUGAGGGUGCUGCCCGUCCACCACCCCCGCAUCAACUUCACGGUGGAGUGGCGCAGCAUGGCCGUGCUGGAAAAGAGAGGUGCCAUGCAGCAAACGGCCCUGGGGCUCCCUCAUAACAUGGCGGGGCCAUGGCACAUCUCUGGGAUCCCCCAAUAUCGUGGUGGAGCCGUCGCCAUUGCCAUGUGUCUGCCCCCGCAUACUGUGGCAGGGCCGUGGCCAGGGGAGCUGUCUCUGCACCCCUCCAUAACGUGGCAAGGCCGUGGCUGGAGGGCAUCUCUGAGAUCUCCCAAUACCACUGUGGCAAGGCCGUGGCCAGGGACGUUUCUCUGCCCCACCCCAUAACAUGCCAGGGCCAUGGCCGCAGACAUGUCUCUGCCUCCCUCCUAACAUGGUGGGGCUGCGAAGCUGGCAAGUUUCCCUGAGGGCAGCCCUUCCAAUCAAUCCCUGUCCGUGCCUUGGGGUACUGAGGGCUGCAGAGGCCCCGUCCUGGUGCUGAGCAUGUGGUGGCACCCUCCUGUCCUUGGCAGUGACUGGCGAGCUCCGCAACACCUACCAACUGGACCUGCAGCGCUCCCCAGAGGUGGCACACUCCCAACUGCUGGUGCGGGCCUACAACAUGCUGCACCCCAGUGACAGCAACACCAUGGGCCUCAACAUCACUGGCCAGGUGCUCACUGCUCCCCACAGUUUCCCAGCGACAGUUGAAGGGGGAGCGGCUGUGGGAACCCUGGUGGGUGGAGGGCCCAGACCAGGCAGCCUCAGGGUCCCUCCAGGUGGUGAUGAGGCUGCAGGAGGCUGUGCUGGUGCUGUGCAGGGACGGGCUCUUCACGGCCUUGGGCCCCAGCCCACUCAGUGCACUGGCAGCCAGCUCCCCAGCUGUGACCAGAGACAGAGAGCAGCAUGGAGUCCCUCUGCCCCCGGCGGUGGGCUUGAGAGAAGCUGGGGGGAGGAGGGGAAACCAACAGCCCAUGGGCAUGGCGCCAUCCACAGACCUUUGGUGGAACCAAUAGAAACAUGGGUUACAGGCUGCUGCUGGCAUGGCCCUGCCAACACCCACUGGCAAUGGGGCUGCCCCUGGGAUGCCGCAGUGUUGGCCCUGCCCGUGCCCACCAGCAAUGCUCCAAUAAGCUUCUUUGACAGACUAGCCUCCUUCUAGUCUGGGUCCAGCAACCACGUACACCCCUGUAGUUACUGUCUUUUGUUCCAGUUUUUUUCAGGAAUCUCUUUGGGGUGGAGAAGCUAUAUUUUGAGCCAGCUGAAGUCAAAAUGGAGGGGUUUUCCAGGGGCUUAAAUAGACUCUCUCGUGGGUGGAAACCCCUUCUGCUCUCCUAUGUAAAAUACCCUCCACAGGAUGGAGUUUUGCAGUUGCAUGGGCAAGUCACAUGUCCAUGCAUGACUCAGGUUUUUAUAGGCCAACGCCACUUUCUCAGGAAAGCUCAGAUGUGGAUUGGUGUCUUUCAAAGUCCAUUGUCAGCUUAAGUGUUUCUUGACUGAGGAAUUACUGAGAAUAGUCUUUUCUCAAGAAGCUGACCAAAUACUUCCUUGGGGAGCAGGGCCCAAGGCGGAAGUGAUUAAUCGAUAUCAUCCGCGACGUCAUCACUUCUGGGAUUGACUGUGCCGGCCCACGGGGUCCCCCAGAGUGUGGGGCCUGGAGCUGUCGCAUGCACCUAGGAGCCCUGCAGCCCGCCCAGGCAAUUUAAAAGGGUUUCGGGCUCCCGACUGCUGCUGCGUGUGUGAAAAUUGAUCAUUAUGAGGAAUUCACGCCAGUUUAUGCCUAGGCAAGGAUCUCUCUUAGUAUCCUGUUUCAGAAGCCAAUA